Arabidopsis arenosa is the source of this 1187-nucleotide messenger RNA. NCBI's taxonomy places the organism in Eukaryota, Viridiplantae, Streptophyta, Magnoliopsida, Brassicales, Brassicaceae. The record is from the annotation of a GenBank genome assembly.
GCUCAGUGACUGACUGAUUCAGAUGACCAGCGUCUCCGUCGCCGUCGUAGCUCCUCCGCAUCGUUGCCCAUUCUCUCGUCAUCUGAGUCUGAACAAGCUUUCUCUUCAAAUUCCUAGAACCGGUUGGCGGAGGAAACAGCUAGGGUUUGCUUUAGCAUCAGCUGCGGCUUCAGAAUCGCCAUCAGAAGCUACCUAUGAUCCGGAGCUCCGUUUAGUUUUCGAACUCGCUACCGAUUCUGAGUUGUAUGAGCUCGAGAAAAUCCUAUUUGGUCCCAGCUACUUCAGCCCUUUACUGAAAUCAAUCCCAAACAAAGGAGGAGGUGACCGGUUAAUGAUAAGCCAAGACAUUCAAGUGCGAGAUGGUUAUAUCGAAGCUCUUGAAUCGAGAUUCUUGUUUCUCGCUGCAGAUGCUCGCUCAACACUCAGGGGUUGGAGGCCUUCAUACAAAAACGUUUUACUUGCUGUGAGAAAUAAUUUGAAUAUUCCCUGCUCCAGCCAAUUGCCAACUGAAGACCUAGAAGCAGAGAUUUUUCUUUAUCUUGUCGACAAUUUCUCGAGUGAAGCAUCAGGGGUUUUUCCAGGCUUGUGGGAAAAUUCUGAAGUCUCAGAGGCAAAGGGAAGCUUAGAACUCGGGCUCAGUAAAUGGAAAGUUGAACUACUUGCUGCACUACAAGUUGGUGCUACAGAGGUCCAAUCUAUGAUUCUGAAGGGUGGCGGCAUGAUCACAUUUGCCAAAGUUUAUCAGUUGUUGGCUAAGAAACUAUCGGGAAAAGUAUUCCUUGAAGCUGCCAACUACCAGAUUAGGAAAGAGAUGCUAAAAAAGGGUGGACAGUUAGCCGCCAUUAACUUGGAAUCUCGAGCAGCUCUGCUUGCAGCAAAGCAUGGCUUUGCAGGAGCUGCAUCCAGAUACAUUGGCUUAAGAACAGCGAUGCAAUUACUCGGCCCCAUGAUGUGGGGGACAUUACUGGCUGACUUAGUUAUUCAGAUGCUCGAGACUGACUACGCUAGAAUCUUAAGAGCAAUUUACGCUUUUGCUCAGAUUCGGAUCACCAGGACAUACAGGCUACCUUGUAAAUGAAGUAACAGUUUUGUUUUCUCAAUCUCAGUGUCCCUACGAAUUAUGUCGGCAAAAUGUUUAUCACACUCGUAUAAUUCGCUUGUGGUUGAAAUGAAAUUAGACGGUACUC